Molecule: messenger RNA, 4502 nt
Organism: Myxocyprinus asiaticus (Chinese sucker)
Lineage: Eukaryota; Metazoa; Chordata; Actinopteri; Cypriniformes; Catostomidae
Product: ral guanine nucleotide dissociation stimulator-like
Exons: 17
Coding region: 487-2859 (790 amino acids)
Biological process (GO): positive regulation of GTPase activity; Ras protein signal transduction
Cellular component (GO): plasma membrane
Molecular function (GO): guanyl-nucleotide exchange factor activity
Source: RefSeq, a predicted model, not a curated record
AUGAGAUUCAUAGCGGAUUUGAUUCAUCUCAUGUUGAUUCAGCUGGAGUGAACGGAUCCGCGCCGGUUCUGUUGCGGGUUCUGCGGGAUUCGGGCCCGAUUCUGGUUCUGCGGGUUUUUCCUGAUUUAAACGGACUCACGAAUCGCGAUUCGGAUUCGGAUCUGAUGCGCGUGAAUGAAAUGCCAUGAAUAUAAACAUCUAUAAUAAUAAUCUGAAAUCAUUUAUGUGCUGAUCUUCAGAUUGUAUUCACGCGCUUAUUGAUGGAUUUAUGUCUCGUGGAUCUGAUUUGUUCAUAUAAAUGAUCAGUUAUUAUUGUUUAUUUACAUGAUCACACCGUGUAUUGUUAUUGUGUUGCUGGAUUCUUUCACAUAUUGAUCAGAAUCAAAGAACACGAUCAUCUUCAGAAGGAUUCUUCUCGUUCUGAUUCGGUUCUGGAAUGAAUGUGCUCCUGCAAACACACAUGAUGAUGAUGAUGAUGAAGAGCUGAUGAAGAUGAUGACGAUGCUGGAGUCACAGAAUGCGAGUCAGGAGAUCGGUGAGGAGGUGGAGGAUGGAGUCGUGUUCAGUAUCUCUCUGAGGAAGGUCCAGAUGUAUCAGACGGGCGGUAAAGGUCAGCGCUGGUUGGGUGUGGACUCGGACGCGUCCGUCAGUCUGUAUGACACGUGUAAGCUGCGGACCAUUAAAGCGGGAACACUGGAGCGUCUGGUGGAGUACAUGGUGACCGCCUUCAGAGGAAAUGACUCCACAUACGUCACCAUCUUCCUCUGCACAUACAGAACGUUUGCUACAACCAAACAAGUGCUCGACCUCCUGCUCAACAGAUAUGCUAAACUGCAGCAUCAUCCCGGCGGUGAAGCACGUAGAAUGACCCCCGAUGAACGCACAGAACUCAGGAACACUAUCUCCUCUAUACUGGGUGCCUGGCUGGAUCAAUAUUCCGAGGACUUCUGGAAACCUCCGGAAUACAGCUGUCUGAGACGACUGAUCCACUAUCUGCAGCUCAACUUCCCCGGCUCUGAUCUGGAGCGACGCGCAUGUAACCUCCUGACGCAGUUCCACCGCAGACUCCAGCAGGAAUCAGACCAGGACGCGUUGGAUCAGGGAUGUUGUUCUUUCACACUGCUGGAAGAGAACGGAUUUGAUGAAGAUCGGCCUGAUUUCCUGACCUUUGACCCUACAGUGGUGGCGGAGCAGUUUACCCUCAUGGACGCAGAGCUGUUUAAGCGUGUGGUGCCGUAUCACUGUCUGGGCAGCAUCUGGUCUCAGAGAGAUAAGAAAGGAAAAGAACAUCUGGCGCCGACCAUCAGAGCAACCGUCAGCCAGUUCAACCGCGUCACCAACUGUGUCAUCUCCACCUGCUUGAGUGACCGAACACUCAAACCCGCGCAGAGAGCGCGAAUACUGGAGCACUGGAUCCAAGUGGCCCGAGAGUGUCGGAUCUUGAAGAAUUUCUCGUCUCUGCGUGCGAUUCUGUCGGCGCUGCAGUGUAACCCGGUUCACCGGCUCAAGAGGACGUGGGACGAGGUGUCACGUGAAAAUAUUCGCAUCUUCCAGGAGCUUUCCGAGAUCUUCUCUGAUGAGAACAACCACUCACUGAGCCGAGAACUGCUCAUAAAGGAAGGAACAUCUAAAUUUGCCACUCUGGAGCUGAACCCGAAACGAGCCCAGAAGCGGCAGCAGCCACAGAGAGAUCUGACAGUGAUGCAGGGAACCAUUCCUUAUCUGGGAACUUUCCUCACAGAUCUGGUGAUGAUGGACACGGCCAUGAAAGACUAUCUGGAUGGUGGCCUGAUCAACUUUGAGAAGAGAAGAAAGGAGUUUGAGGUCAUUGCUCAGAUCAAGUUGUUACAGUUGGCAUGUAAUAAUUAUAAUUUUCAGCGUGUGCCUGGUUUCAGUGCGUGGCUCUCCAGCGUGGAGAAGCUGACAGAGGCAGAGAGUUACAGUCAGUCGUGUGAGAUUGAGCCGCUCUCUGAAUCGGCCUCCAACACUCUCAGAGCCAAGAAGAGUUCUGGAAUCAUGAAGAGAUGGAGCGAUCGUCAGCCGGUGGGUUCUGGUGAAGGUGGUUCCAGCAGUUCUCACUCAAAGUCUUUCGAUCAGCUGCGUUUCCCACCGUGUGUGAGCGGUUCGGUGGGCGAUGGCUGCGACUCUCUCAGUGUGACGUCUGCGGGCUCGAGCAGUUCUGACGUGGAAGAGGUCAACAUCAGCUUUAUCUCUGACUCACCAGACGCUUUGGAGAGGAAGAUGUCAGCGCCCUUCGUAAAACAUUCCAAUUCUACCUUAGGAAAGUGCGGCCCGCCAGGAGACCUGACACCAACGUUCUGGGAGUCCACGUCUCUGUCAUCUCUGGACGCGUCAGGUCUCGGCUCAGGUUCUGGCUCCAGUAGUGCCUCCUCGUCUUCGGUGUCGUCCACACCGGUCACAGCGUCCCGCUCACACAAGCGCUCCGUCUCGGGCGUGUCCAGUUACUCGUCUCUGUCCCUGCCGCUGUACAACCAGCAGGUGGACGAUUGCUGCAUCAUCAGAGUCAGUCUGGACGUGGACAACGGAAACAUGUACAAGAGUAUACUGGUGACCAGUCAGGAUAAGACUCCAGCAGUGGUCAGGAAAGCCAUGGUUAAACACAACCUAGACCGGGAGAGAGCCGAAGAUUACGAGCUGGUUCAGAAAAUCAGUGAAGACAAGGAGCUGAAGAUUCCUGAAAAUGCCAACGUUUUUUAUGCCAUGAACUCCACGGCCAACUACAACUUUGUGUUGAAGAAGAGAGGUUUCCCCAGAACGGGUCGAACCAAACACGUGGCUAGCUCCACGCUGCCUCGAAUGAAACAGAAAGGUCUUAAAAUCGCUAAGGGAAUCUUCUGAACUCACAAACUCUGCUCACGAUUGGAUUUAAGCGUUCAGCAGAUCCGGCCGGCACCGCUCAGACUUGUAAAGGUGUCAUGAGGAGUUUGGCAGGGACUGCCGAUCUUUAUGUUUACAGCCAUUCCUGAAACUCCUAAACCACUUUCCACAUCAGCCUUCAUCUGUGAUGUCACUACCAGGUCUGCUUCUGAUGUCACUUCCUGUGGGCUGUAAGCUGUUUUUUUCUGUCAAAGGACUGAACUGGCAUCAGACAGGAGAAUGCAGGCAGUUUGGACGCUUGUGACAUCUGGUGUUCCUUUCAGUCAAUGUGAAACGCCGUUCACAACCCAUUUUACUGUAAUCUGAUGUAUUUCUAAGUGAAACAGGAUGUUAAGUGAGAAAAACUGUAGGGCAGGACUCGAUGUUAGCCAUGGGGGAAUUGACUGGAUGGUGAGAUUGGAGCCAGAUGGUUGGAGGGGUUGAAAAGUAAGAGGGACAUUGAUGACGUCCGCCAAGAAAAGUCGUUUCAGGACAAAGACAGAACUAUUUUUUCAUUGGAAAAACAUCCACUGAUGAAUCGUUCACAUUAACACCAGGAGCGAGUAUUAGGAAAGUAAACAGAGUCAUUUAUUUCAUGUUGACUGAAGUAUGGUUCAGACUCCUGCAGGGGUACCAGAAUGCAUCUCUUUUCUUCAUGAUUUAGUUCUCACGGCGAGUGUUUCAAACACUCAAUAUUUUGAUCAUAGUAACAGCAAGUGUCUGAAAUAAAAAUUAGAUGCCCUGAGUUUUGAGGAUUUGCACAAUGUUUUGGGUGUGUUGUCGAUGUUGUUGUCGUGGUAUCGUUCAAUCCUGCCUUGUGAUUGGCUGAAGAGAGAAAUGUAAUGUUAAAUUGCACAGAAAAAGAGAUGAGAGUUUUGAUGAGUUUGUUUUUGUACCUGUAGUUCAGCGAUUGUCCAUGACUGAAUGCACACAUGACUGAGUGGCAGCGACCUGCCAUAUUUCCAGAACUCAGAUCUUUUAUACACAACUGUGUGCGUCUGUGUGCGCGUGCAUGAGCUUGCUAUGUGUGUUCUUAAAGUCCCUGUAUGUAUGUUCGUGUCUUGUGUUUUAUAACUGAAAGGGCCAAAGAUCUCUGCUCAUUUCACAAGCGUGUCCGUCUCUUGAGGUCAGCACUGCCUGUUCAGGAAAAUCAGUCUUUUCCCAAGAUCUGUCCGAUCAGUUUGGAAUACCACACAUAUCUGGUGCCAUUUGUCUUUUUCACUGUCAAAAGAGAAAGGAAGAAGACUUUAUUAACUCACACACUCUGUUUUUGUAUGGUUUUUUUUUUUUUUUUUUGUAAUUUUUGUACAAUAUGAAUUGUCCUUUGUACUUUUGCCUUUUAUUUGGUUUGUGUGUGUUUGCCGGUGUAUUUAUUGAUUUGUAAAUACUUUUUGUAGCAUUGUACAUUUAGUUUCUUCUCCCAUGUAAUUAUAAAUUAAUAUGUAAAUAUGAAUAUAUCUAUGCGAAGUUUAUACCACUGCAAUUAUAGGUUUGUGUUUCUUUCAGCUCCCUGUUGGGUUUCUGUUUGUCUUGUUUUUUAUGGGUUAAAUUUGAUAUUGUUUCCCUCAUGAUGCACUGUUUCUAAUAUUGGAGAAAACACUAAUAAACACAUGCAGUGCGAUUCA